GGGGAAUGGGCUUUUGGUGGGAAUAGAGGGAGAUGGUGUUCUUACAAGCGAACCACGAUCAUCGUCUGCUCGAUCAAUGUCGCUGUUGCACUCUAUGUCCUUCACUCUCUCUUCAAUUCUCUCUACUUCUAUUCCUACAAUGAUUCCCAAGCUGGUUUCUUUCUACUCCUUUCUGCUUUUAGGUAUACCCCAGAUCAGAUUAGGAAAAUGGAAGAAUCUACCCGAAUAAGGAAGGAAUCAGAACCUAAGGAGCUUAUUAAACUGGUAAGCCAGUUAAAGAAGCAAUUUUUAACGGAAGAAAAGGCUGUGGAAAUACCCCAACCCUUGAAACUAAAGAUUACAGAUGAGAUACUGGCAAUUUUAAAAAGCUUGAAUGGCAACACAAAUGCCUCUGUGCAGAGAGAGGCGAUUGAAAGCUGGCGCAUGGUCAAGCUAAAAGAAGUCAAUCAAGUCAUUCUUGGGAGAGCACCAACAACAAAUAUUGCAUCAGAAGAAGCCAGUGUGCUAGCACGGGCUUUAGAUGCCGGUUGGGUUGAUUUGUUAGAGGAAAUUGGUCUCUGGAUCCCCGUUGAGGUCAUUCAUAUGGAGCAUAAUGAUAAACCCGAAGGGGAGGAGUUCGAAACUGAAAUUAUUGCUGGCAAGCGGCUUCCCCCCGAAUGCCAUCACGAGCUUCAUACAGACUAUGGUGGUGUUGCUGUCAGAUGGGGUCUUACGCACCAUAAAGAAUCUGCUUAUGAUUGUUGUAUGGCUUGUUUGGAUCAGUCCAGACGUGCUAAACCAGGUGACAAGAAAUGCAAUAUAUGGGUUUACUGCCCAUCAGAAACGGGAUGCUACUCCCCUGAUAUUUAUGAACACAAACACCAGGAGUGCUGGUUGAAAUAUUCAGAGAAACCAAGUUUGACCUUCAAGGACCGUUAUUCCGAGUCUUAUAGAAACGCUCAUCCAAAAGCUCCGUUAAUAGUUCCAUGGAUGGCGGGAGUGGUAAGCGUGUAAUUUGCGGAAGAUGCUAUGGAAGCGAAGCAUAUCUAUUGGCGAAGCUGCACAUAUUAUUAUCAUCACAAUAUGAAGAUUUUUGUAAAAUGCCCCACACGAUGAAGACAACUAACUUAAGAGGAUUUUGCAUCUGCAGCUGACAUGGUCCGUCACUUUUUUUGCUUUAGAUUUGGGGAUAGAUUAUUAAUUGGUGCAGGUUAGAUAUCUUCUUUCUCUUCCUAUAUUCAUGUUCCCCCAUCCUCUAUCUGGGGAUUGCUCUGGUUCUGAACAAAUGUAUUUGCGGGGAAAAAGGAAAAAGAUGAACAGAUGUCUGGACAUGCUGUUUAUUUUGAGUUAACUCAUGUACUCUGUAAUUGUGCCCAUUGGUUAAACAACAUAGGAAAUUCACUUAUCUUUAAUAAAAUUAUUCUACAAGAUGAAAGUAUUUUCUUACA
Molecule: messenger RNA, 1427 nt
Organism: Cuscuta europaea
Lineage: Eukaryota; Viridiplantae; Streptophyta; Magnoliopsida; Solanales; Convolvulaceae
Source: the annotation of a GenBank genome assembly